Molecule: messenger RNA, 1269 nt
Organism: Conger conger (European conger)
Lineage: Eukaryota; Metazoa; Chordata; Actinopteri; Anguilliformes; Congridae
Exons: 5
Coding region: 178-1269 (363 amino acids)
Source: RefSeq, a predicted model, not a curated record
GGUGAGUUUACAAUUUUAAUCUCUGAAAUAUAGCAUUUAUAAAAAGGGAUAUAAAUGGUAUCAGAAUGUGAGCUUUUUCCAAUGUGACUUUUUCCUUCAGAGCUGAGUGGUCCCACAUCAACAUCAAUACAGUCGGAUCUACUCUAAAUCUCCGCAGCCACACAGUUUCAUUGCAGAAUGGAACUUCCUCUCCUCAUUGUUGCUCUGUUUCUCUCCACUGCCCCAGUUUCCAGAGCUGAAGAGGAUUUGUUUGUGCUUAAUGGAGACUCUGUUCGUCUGGAUGUGAAGAGACAUGAAGAACUACAGUUUAGCAGCAUAUCAUGGAGAUUUAAUAUCACAAGAAUGAUAGUGAAUUACAUUCGGGAACCUCAAUUAAUAGACAGAUAUGAAAACAGUAUUAUAUCAGAAUUUGAUAAAACAAGCUUCUCUCUGCUACUGAAGAAUGUGACGCAGAAUUACAGUGGGAUCUACACAGCAAUGAUAACAGAUGGUGGAGGACAGGAGAAAGCUGUUGCUACCUACCGGCUCACAGUUCAAGUUUCCAGAGCUGAAGAGGAUUUGUUUGUGCUUAAUGGAGACUCUGUUCGUCUGGAUGUGAAGAGACAUGAAGAACUACAGUUUAGCAGCAUAUCAUGGAGAUUUAAUAUCACAAGAAUGAUAGUGAAUUACAUUCGGGAACCUCAAUUAAUAGACAGAUAUGAAAACAGUAUUAUAUCAGAAUUUGAUAAAACAAGCUUCUCUCUGCUACUGAAGAAUGUGACGCAGAAUUACAGUGGGAUCUACACAGCAAUGAUAACAGAUGGUGGAGGACAGGAGAAAGCUGUUGCUACCUACCGGCUCACAGUUCAAGUUUCCAGAGCUGAAGAGGAUUUGUUUGUGCUUAAUGGAGACUCUGUUCGUCUGGAUGUGAAGAGACAUGAAGAACUACAGUUUAGCAGCAUAUCAUGGAGAUUUAAUAUCACGAGAAUGAUAGUGAAUUACAUUCGGGAACCUCAAUUAAUAGACAGAUAUGAAAACAGUAUUAUAUCAGAAUUUGAUAAAACAAGCUUCUCUCUGCUACUGAAGAAUGUGACGCAGAAUUACAGUGGGAUCUACACAGCAAUGAUAACAGAUGGUGGAGGACAGGAGAAAGCUGUUGCUACCUACCGGCUCACAGUUCAAGGCCAACAGUGUUCUCUAUCAGUGGUGAGGAUUGGAGACAACCUUGAGUCCCAAGAGGAGAAGUCCACUGAUGAGCGGUUUGCUGCUCUCUUCAAAACGGUUGAUUAA